Conger conger (European conger) is the source of this 3305-nucleotide messenger RNA. Its product is annotated as potassium voltage-gated channel subfamily G member 3-like. The record is from RefSeq and is a predicted model, not a curated record. Gene Ontology annotation, cellular component: membrane; voltage-gated potassium channel complex. Gene Ontology annotation, biological process: potassium ion transmembrane transport; protein homooligomerization. Gene Ontology annotation, molecular function: delayed rectifier potassium channel activity. The transcript has 2 exons. NCBI's taxonomy places the organism in Eukaryota, Metazoa, Chordata, Actinopteri, Anguilliformes, Congridae. Bases 1 to 1269 code for a protein of 422 amino acids.
AUGAAGUUUGGGAAGAGUAUUUGCAUCCUGAACGUGGGAGGCACAAAAUACGCCUUCCCCAAGGAUGUAAUAAAAGAUUUUCCUCUGAGGAGGGUCAGUCGGUUGCACAACUGUGCUUCAGAGAAAGAGGUACUGGAAGUCUGUGAUGAUUACGACCGGGAGAGAAACGAAUUUUUCUUUGAUAGGCAUUCGGAAGCCUUUGUGUUUAUCAUGCUGUACGUAAAGUCAGGCAAGCUGAGAUUCGUGCCGCAGAUGUGUGAGCUGUCCUUCUACAACGAAAUGAUAUACUGGGGACUUGAGAGCUCGCAUUUGGAGUUUUGCUGUCAGCGUCGCCUGGACGAUAGGAUGUCCGACACUUACACCUACUUUUCAGAGGAGGAUAUCAAAACCGAGCAGGAGUUGAGAGACGACGAUGAUCUGGAUAAUUCAACAGGCACUGAAAGAGGCAGUGCGAAGUGGCUGGAGAGGAUGCGGAGAACUUUCGAGGAGCCCACGUCGUCUGUGGCCGCACAGAUACUGGCAUCUGUCUCCGUCAUUUUUGUGAUAAUGUCCAUGGUGAUAUUGUGUGCAAGUACACUACCGGACUGGGACACUGCCAAGAACAACAGCGCCGAGGAGCACAGGAUCAUCGAGGCAGUGUGCAUCGGCUGGUUCACGGCGGAGUGCAUCGUCCGCUUCAUAGUGUCCAGGGACAAGUGCGAGUUCGUGCGGCGGCCGCUCAACAUCAUCGACCUGCUGGCCAUCACGCCCUACUACGUCUCCGUGGUGAUGACCGUGCUGACGGGCGAGAACCCGCAGCUGCAGCGGGCCGGCGUCACCCUGCGCGUGCUGCGCAUGAUGCGCAUCUUCUGGCUGAUCAAGCUGGCCCGCCACUUCCUGGGCCUGCAGACGUUGGGCCUGACGCUGAAGAGGUGCUACCGCGAGAUGGUCAUGCUGCUGGUGUUCGUCUGCGUGGCCAUGGCCAUCUUCAGCGCCCUGGCCCAGCUGCUGGAGCACGGCCUGGACCUGGAGGCCAGCAAUGAGGACUACGCCAGCAUCCCGGCCGCCUGCUGGUGGGUUAUUAUCUCCAUGACGACCGUCGGCUAUGGAGACAUGUACCCCAUCACCAUGCCCGGCCGGGUGCUUGGCGGCGUGUGCGUGGUCAGCGGCAUCGUCCUGCUGGCGCUGCCCAUCACCUUCAUCUACCACAGCUUCGUGCAGUGUUACCACGAGCUACGGUUUCGCUCCAACCGCUGCACGCGGAGCCUCUCGGCCGAGUUCCUCGACUGACUGGCCCCGGCUCCGUACACCCUGUUCUCUAAUGCCCCUCUCUGCCUGUUCCGCUAAUUCUUUACUCUACUUAUUCCUAUAAGAUUUGGACUUUUGGAUAGACUAUGGAUCUAUUUAUAACUGAACAUUUCUCAGCUGAAACUCUUCCUCCUCCAAACAUACGCUCAGGAUUUUUUGUCCCCUUGCAGCAGGUUACCUCCAUCAUGGGCAGGUGGAAAUGUUCUUAUGCUUGUUCUCUGCCUGUCCUACUACUGUAAGAUAACUGAAUGGAUUCGAUGAUUAUGUAAAGUCAUUGCUUUGUGCACCCAGCAGAAUUCUUUAGAUUUCUUGACUGCUGCAUAUUUUGGAUGAGUUUAGAAACUCUAUCAGAAACCAGUCCUGUUCCUUUAGGGUCUAUGGAUGAGGUGGGUGGGCAUGACUGACCAAAGAAAGGAUAAAACAACAAUUGCUCAGAACCUUUCAUCAUUGCAGGCCAGUCUGUGUCUACUGUUAUAUUGCUAGUAGUAGAGUAGUAGAGCCACACUGAGAAAAGCACUUAGAACAAAUACUGAGCCUCCUUCAAAGCCUUACACAAUAUGUUGUACUGACCUCCCUUACAGAUGGUUGCCAGUCACAUAAAAUCUGCUUCUUGAGCUCCAUUUUGUUUCUAGCAGGACCAUUGCCAUCACUAGGAGUUGCAUUGCCUUUUGGAACACAAAAGGGUGCUAUGUUAACAAUAGUAAAACAAUAUUAUUAUUUUUUUUAAAGAUUAUAUCUUUACCCCCUUCUUUGCACUUGGACCUGUAAAAUUGUGAACUGACAAAAAAUCUUGAAAAACUGAUUUUCAUGUUAACGGCUAUGGAUGAAUAGCAAGUUGUUUUAAGUGGGCAUUGGUCAUUGUAAAUUACUGGGAGCUGGUUGGGUCAAGUGAGGCUGGAUUUUACAAGAUCAACUUUGCUUCACCAAGUGAUUCAGAAGAAUCAUAGAUAAAUCCAAAGUUUGCACAGUAUUAAACUGCAUUAACCGAUUCUCAGAGAUUUGUCCAACAAACAGUUUUCUUGUGAUAUUUCCUGUGGGGGGAUGGGGGUGUUUCUGAAAUGGACAAAUGGUACCGCCAUCUGCUAAACAUGGUCCGAAUCCUCAUAUGCACCUUCUAAGCGAGACUGUUUGAUUCUGUACUCAAUCUGUCAGUCAUUGAGACUACACCAACUGUUCUGUGUAGCUUCUGAGUAGGAAGCAUCAAAGAUGCAUAUUUACAUAAGAUUAGAUCUCCCCUGUCCAGAACAUCACUGAUCCCACCCCAGAGGGAAGAAGAGACAAAGAGAGAGGCAUGAAAUGCGUGAACAUAACUAUCCACUGAGUGACAGUAAGUCAUAGAGGAGAAAGUGGGAUGGCUGACACUUUACAAUGCAGUUAGAGUAACACAAAAUAACCCUGCACCUAUUUGAAUAAAAGCACCGUUAAUGAAUGAGAAACAUGAUUAUGAAACUAGAAAACAACUAGCAGCUCGAAAGUUGCUUUGUGUUAACCUCAGCAGGCAGUGUUGGCUAUUCCACCUCCUCCUCCACGACUUGCAGUCAGGACCCAGUUGAGGGGCCAGUGUGACGCAUUUGGCCUUCCCUACAGAUGCACUGUGUCUCCAUGAUCCCAGGUCCUCUCAUAGAGUCACACCAGGCUCCCCAUUGCACUGAUCCAAAAUCAGUGAUGGUCUUUAUCUCUCUAAUCCCAAAUCAAUGUUGGUAUUUAUCUCUUUGAUCCUAAAUCAAUGAUGGCCUUUAUCUCACUGAUCCCACAUCAGCGGUGGUCUUCAUCACACUGAUCUGGAAUCAGUGAUUGUUUUCAUCACAAUGAUCGGGAACAAGUGGCAGUUUUCACCCCACUGUUCUGGGAUCGGCUAUGACUAUUCUAAUCCAGCCUCACUAGUACUUAUCUAAAUCAAUGAAGCUCCCCCUUGCUCUGUUCUCUGGGAUUUUCCCAUUGUUCCUUUCGCCCAUGAAAGUUUGUUGGCUUGUUUUACUGUUUGAAGUAAACUUGGAAUAAAUAAAUUGAAGUCUGAA